UUGAAGUUUGAACUCUUCUCUAAGCUUCCUUCUAAGCUCUCAUGGGUCUGCAACUGCAACCAUCCCACUCGUCUUCUUCCUCUUCCUGGCAUUGGGAAUACGAUGUGUUCCUCAACUUCAGAGGCCCUGACACUCGCUACGGUUUCACAGGCUAUCUCUACAAAGCUCUCUGUGACAAGGGAAUUCAUGCCUUCAUGGAUUUUGACGAUAUUCACAGAGGGAAUGAAAUCUCCGCAUCACUUAUGAAGGCAAUUGAAGCGUCCAGGAUUGCGAUUCUUGUGUUCUCUAAGAACUAUGCUGAAUCUUCUUAUUGCCUAAACGAACUGGUGAAGAUCAUGGAGUGCUCUCAGCGUCAUGGCCAGUUUGUUUUGCCAGUAUUUUACAGCGUCGAUCCUAGCGUCGUGCGGCAUCAGAAAGGUAUUUAUGAGGAGGCAUUGGCUAAGACUGGAAGGACGUUUGAGCAUGCCAUGGACAGAGUGCAAAGAUGGAGGACUGCCAUGGCUGACGCAGCUAACUUGUCUGGCUUGCAUUUUAAAGGGGAUGGAUACGGAUAUGAGUUUGUUGAGAAAAUUGUUGAACAAGUGUCAAGGGUGAUUAAACGUGUUGGUGAUUAUCCAGUUGAACUAGAGUCCCAGGAACAAGCUUCCUACUCGUCUUUGGCUCCUUGCUUGAGCAAUGGAUGGAAAUACGAUGUGUUCCUCAGCUUCAGAGGCACUGAUACUCGAUUUGGUUUCACUGGCAAUCUCUACAAUGUUCUUUGUGGCAAGGGAAUCCACACCUUCAUGGAUGAUGAGGCUCUUCAUAGAGGGAAUGAAAUCUCAGGAACACUUGACAAGGCAAUUGAAGGGUCCAAGAUUGCUAUACUUGUGUUCUCGAAGAACUAUGCUUAUUCUUCUUAUUGCUUAGAUGAACUUGUUAAGAUCAUGAAGUGCUCUCAAUCUAAUUCCCAGUGUGUUUUGCCGGUUUUUUAUAACGUGGAUCCUCCUCACGUUCGACAUCAGCGUGGUAGUUAUGAGGAAGCACUGGCUAAGCAUGAGGAGAGGUUCAAGAAUGAUGUAGACAGACUGCGAGAUUGGAGGGCUGCUCUGCAUCAGGCAGCUAACUUAACAGGCUUCCAUUUCAAAGGGAAUGAGUAUGAACAUGAGUUUAUUGGAAAGAUCGUUCGGGUGGUGUCGCGGAAUAUUAGAAAUAUUGCUUCACCUGUGGUAGGAAUCCAUGAAAAUGGUGGUACAGGUUCCAAUUUGUUUGCAGAAGCAGAGUCUCUUCUCCAAGACAACCAACGCAACACUUCAAAAGUCAAAGCAGAAACUGAAGCUAAUGUUGAAAACUUCAUGGAAGUCGAUGUGUUUGAGAAGUCCGUAUGUGUUCAGUUGGAAUCGUUGAAGCGAAAGAAGCGAGAACUUGAAGGGGAAAUCCGUGCCAUUAAUGACCAGAUAACAGAAUUCCAAAGAAAGACAGUUGCAAAGAGAAAAAAAGCGUUUGACAGUGGAAAAAAUGCCAAGUUGAAAAGCAUAGUUACAUGAAUUUAUCAAUUAGGCGGCAUUUUCUGUAUCAUUUUGUUGUAGCAAUUUGUUCACGUUCCAAAAUAUCAUGAAUCGCAUAUAAAUUCGCCAAUAAAGAUAGUGAUGGUAUUAUCUCCAACUAAUACUUGAUGUAUAGAAAGAGAAAAACCACAGUCAUAAAUGUUUGAAUUGCAAAGAGGAAAAGCAAGCAAAUAUAUCUAGAAGAAAUUAAAAAAAGAAUAAGUGAAGACUGAAGAGAGAAAAAGAUAGAAGGGUAGAGCCAACUAAGAAAAUAAGUUUACUUUUUUAUUUAUUUAUUUAAGA
This is a messenger RNA of Arachis duranensis, 1826 nucleotides long. RefSeq lists its product as uncharacterized. Gene Ontology annotation, biological process: signal transduction. The coding region runs from base 42 to 1523 and encodes 493 amino acids. The transcript is spliced from 4 exons. Lineage: Eukaryota; Viridiplantae; Streptophyta; Magnoliopsida; Fabales; Fabaceae. The record is from RefSeq and is a predicted model, not a curated record.